Parnassius mnemosyne (clouded apollo) is the source of this 2056-nucleotide messenger RNA. Lineage: Eukaryota; Metazoa; Arthropoda; Insecta; Lepidoptera; Papilionidae. The record is from the annotation of a GenBank genome assembly.
GAAACGCCAUUUUUGAUGUACAGUAGUGAAGCAAAGAAAAGUAGGAGUGAAAAGUUGGUUUAUUUUGACGACAUUUUCGGCUGAUUGUGUAAUUGAACUGUUUUCAAAAAUGAGUGAUACACCUGAUCAGAAUGAUUCCGCAAAUGAUCCAAAAGAAUUGGAAAAGAUGGAGGAAGCUAAACUUAAAGCAAAGUUUCCAAAUGCAAUGUAUGGCAGGGGACCAGGAAGCCAUUCUGCUUUUCUUCAAAAAAGAUUAGCUAAGGGACAAAAGUUUUUUGAUUCUGGUGAUUAUCAAAUGGCAAAACAGAGGCCCAGCAAUCUAGCGGCGCCGUUUAAAGCACCUGCUGCUCCUGCUAAAUUGCCAACUGGAGAUGCCAUUCCCACACCUGAGACCGUCCCUCUAAGGAAAACCUCCAUCAUACAGCCCAAGUACCAACCGCCCAGCCAGACCUCCUAGCCUUGCCACUGGCCCAGGCGGCAGGCCACCUAAGUUAAUUCCAAUUUUAUUUUGUUAUGCUAAUGUAACACACAUUAAGGAAAUGCUUUUAAUUUUAAAAUGAAUGUUUACACCAUAAGUGGCAGACUAUUUAGUAUAGAUGAACAAUUCAUUGUUUAUUUUCACCACAACUUUAUGCCAUCAUUGUGAUUUAAAAAUAUCUAGUAAAACAUGUUAAAAAUAAACGAAAACAUAGGAACAACUGUUAUAUUUAUGUAUAAAAUUUAGAUAAAGUAAUAUUUGUAGAGUUGAAAAUUUAUGUGCAUUAGUGUUGUCUGUCAUUACACUAUUGUUUCAGUAUUUUAGUGCUAAUAUUAUUAAAUAUUUACUCCUAAAAGGUGAUAACACUUUCAAUGUGUGUUUGCACUAAAGUUAACUUCAUUAUACAAAAAAAUCACUUAUUAAGAUUUCUAUGUAAAACCACCACAACUUAUGUCAUACACUGGAUAUACUUAUAAUAAUAUGGCGAGAUAUGAAUGUUUCAAUCUUGUAUUACUGCCACACGUUAAAAUUGCAUUUUAACGCAUCGGACUGAAACAGUCCCAUAAAUAUAAUUUUCAUGUCAUCUGUUAUUUCUGUACAUUAAAUUACUAAUUAACUCCUAUAUCGGCCUGAUUAGAAGUCAUUUAUUUAACUAUUUUAAGAGAAUAAUAAAUAGAUGGUUUAGUUUUCAGUUAAUUUUAUUAUGUAAUAUCGUAUUUAAAUUAAGAAUAAUCUUGAAUGUUGCCUCUUAAAAAAAUCUUUUAAACCACUUAAUUUUUAAUUUUACCAAUGUACAUAAGGCCAUUAUCAUUGAACAAAAAGUGAUCUUAACAUAAGUUAAUGAAUUGGAUGUGGGAUGAUCUCUAGCAUACAAAUGUGGAUACAAAAAACAUUUAAUAUCAAAAGUUUUAUUAUUGUAAUUUAAAAUGCAUGGUUGCUAAUUAAAACAAUACAAAUAGUGACUAUAUACCUUAAUAUGAUACUUAUAUGUUCACAUAACAGAUAAGUUUUUGGUACUUUGUUUGCAAAAUACAAUAUGCAUCGAAAGCACAUUAAUUACCACAUUGUGUUAUGCACGGGAGUGAAGUAUGUGCAGGGAAUGUUGAGGUUAGUUGUAAUAAUAAUAAAUUCUUGAUAACAAAAAUACUUGUUGUUUUUAACACCUCACCUUACCUCGUCUCUAAUACGAAGAAAUCAUGAAGUUGCACGCUUUCAUGUCAUAAAUUUCAAUCUUAAUUUAUUAAAUUAAUGGUAAUGAAUAAUAUUCUUAAAAUUAAUGUAAACAACUUUCAGAUUACUAUUAUUACUACAAUAAAUGAAUGGCACUUGUUAAAAACUUAACAACUUUGUUCAGAUCUUCCAUUUCUGUCUUCCCUUGGAAUGUCUGAUUAGACUCAUCUCUGCAAAUUAUCAAACAUCUUUUCACACCUUCAUGUUUAUCCUGUGUUAUAUUUGAUUGUUAUCUGCAAAUAAAAGCUAAAAAUAAUAUGGGAAAUUUGUCAAUUGCAUUAGUGGCAGCAGCAAAAAAAAUCGACCCAAAGCAAGUCUAAAGAAACUUAAGUAAUAUAUAAUAAGGAU